Hirsutella rhossiliensis is the source of this 1497-nucleotide messenger RNA. RefSeq names its product eamA-like transporter family domain-containing protein. Bases 1 to 1497 code for a protein of 498 amino acids. The transcript has a single exon. Lineage: Eukaryota; Fungi; Ascomycota; Sordariomycetes; Hypocreales; Ophiocordycipitaceae. The record is from RefSeq and is a predicted model, not a curated record.
AUGGAUCCCGGCAGCGGGGGAAAAGGGGGCCGGGCAGAAGGCGGCGACGCAGCAGUCUUAGCCGCCGAGCUCGCCGCCGAGCGGCCGGGCCUGCAUCGCAACGGUCGCUCCGGUACGCCUCUGCUCUACAAGGCCGAGGAUAUGGGCAACGGCGACGCCCAGCGCGGCCUCCUACGGUCUCGAGACGGCGACGACGAUGAUGACGAGCGCGCAACAAGCCUCGACUUGGAGCCUGGCGACGACCCGCACGACCCGCUGCAUCCGCCGACCUUCAGCAGACAGUCGACGAUGCACAGCCGGGCCCCGCUCGCGGCGGCGGCGGCGGCGUCGGCGCGCAAAAAGUACUCGUACGCGGCCGUCUUCCUCGCCAUCAGCCUCGUCACCUUUGCCAUCCAGACGGAGCUGAGCGCCCACAUCCAGCACGACCUCGGCUGGGACAAGGCCUACUGCAUGAUGUACUUUACCCACGGCUCCUGGAUCGUCCUCUAUCCCGCCAUGCUCCUGGUCCUGCGCAUGCAGAAACUCAAGGAGCCCUGGCCCGUCUUCUGGAGGCGCCACAAGCAGCUGCUGUCGUCGACCAUCGCCAUGAUUGAGCUGCAGACGCUUGACGUCUUCUCGCCCUCGGCCCAGCGUCGCGCCCGGCCCAUGCUGUACCUGAUCCGCACCACCGCCUUCAUCACCUCGGCCCUGACCAUUGCCGGCCUGAGCUGGUACGUGGCCGUCAGCCUCACCACGCCCUCGGACCUGACGGCCAUCUACAACUGCUCCGCCUUCUUCGCGUACCUCUUCUCCGUCCCCAUCCUGCGCGAGCCCCUGCGUCUCGACAAGUCCGUCGCCGUCUUCAUUGCCAUCAUCGGCGUCCUGGUGGUGGCCUACGGCGACACGGGCGGCGGCGGCGGCGACACCGAGGCGGGCCCUGGCAACAAGCAGCCCGGCGCGGGCAGCCGCUUCGUCGGCAACCUGGUCAUUGGCGUCGGCUCGGUGCUCUACGGCCUCUACGAAGUGCUCUACAAGCGCUACGCCUGCCCGCCUGAGGGCGUCUCUCCCGGCCGGGGCACUAUCUUUGCCAACACGUUCGGCGCCUGCAUCGGCCUCUUCACCCUCACCGUGCUCUGGAUCCCGCUCCCGAUCCUGCACAUACUCAACAUUGAGAAGUUUGAGCUGCCCGACGCAUCCACGGGCUGGCUCGUCCUCGUUGCCGUGCUGGCCAACGCCACCUUUAGCGGCUCCUUUCUCGUCCUCAUCUCGCUCACAUCGCCGGUGCUGUCGUCGGUGGCCGCAUUGCUCACCAUCUUCAUCGUCGCCCUCGCUGAUUGGUUUCUGACGGGCCAGCCCCUGAGCUGGGCGGCCAUCAUCGGCGGGUCCAUGAUCAUCGUGGCCUUUGUUGGCCUGAGCUGGAGCACAUACCGCGAAAUGGCCGAGCACGAGGCGCGAAAGCUUGCCGUCGACCUGACCGAUAGCGACGAGGACGCGGACCUGUCGCCCGGCGAUCACUGA